AUGUUGGGGAAGUAUCUACAGUUUAUGUACUUUGUCUUCUUGUGUUCCACACACCUUUGCAGUGGUGAUAAAAAUACAUCAGUAGUUUAUGCUGUCAAAAACUGUGUCUUGUCAGAAAACGCUUCAUUCCUUCAUAGAAUUGUUGGGCAUUUAUUCUCCGAUGAGUCUGACGAAAAAGCGGACUAUUAUUUUAGCGUUUGUGGUUUCAAAACAGAGGAAAACUCAUCAGUGUCAUUAAAUCAAUCGAUCAUCGCAGUUAGUGAAGCCAGUGUUGUAGAAUUAGGAUCGUUCACUAAUUUUACCAUUUCUAACAAAGGUGAUCGGCAUCUGGUAAGGUUCAAUGAUUCAGAGAUUAUAACAGACUUAAUUCUUGGGUGUGGUAGUAUGGCGGCCUUUCAUCUCAUCAGUCAUGAAAACGAUAAGUCCUACAGUUUUGAUUUGUUCCAUCCUAGUCUUUGUUCUGCUCAACAACCCACGAAAUAUACUUUCACUGUCAUUCUUGUAUGCUGUUUAGCUUUCAUUGUUGGAUAUUGUGUGUUAAGUUCUUUAAUAAAGAGAUACUUAUAUGGACGACCGUGGCAUCAAUCUGUUCCAUUCACCGAUACCUUUGAACAUUUGAAAAAUCGAUUCCAGGACUAUAUUGUUCUUCAUUGUCAUCGUCCACAAAUUCGCCUUGUUGAACCAGUAUAUAUGCCUCUACCGAAUGAUUCACCAGAACAAUUUAAAACUAAAAAUAACGAAUCAAUAUGCGAAAAUUCACUAGAACAAAAACAGUUGCUACUGUCGAAUUCAGAUGAACAACAAGAUGAUAUAUUAUUGGCUCUUUAA
Schistosoma guineensis is the source of this 828-nucleotide messenger RNA. NCBI's taxonomy places the organism in Eukaryota, Metazoa, Platyhelminthes, Trematoda, Strigeidida, Schistosomatidae. The record is from the annotation of a GenBank genome assembly.